AUGAUUUUGGGAGCGUUAUUUCGCAUCACCAGCGAGAACAGCAAUGAUGUUUAUUAUUCAAUGAGCACGAAAUUAGUGCAGUUGGGUGUAUGCGAUACGACAAUCAAACAGAAUUAUUAUGGAGGUUUGCUUGCAUGCACUCUCCGUCUCGUAUUGCGAUUUCAUCGCUCAUUUUGCAUACCGAUAAAUCUGGUGUCCAUCCGAGGAUCGCUGAAAAAUGAAACGGGACAGGGCCAUUGGUGGGGGGGACCGGGAUGGGGUGGACCGGGAUGGGGGGGACCGGGAAUGUUCCCACCACCGCCUCCACCACCCCCACCUCCAGGCCCAUGGCUUCCACCACCUUGGUGGCUUAUAGAUGAUGCGAACGUGUGCACGCUGGACGCAACCAUCUUAGUGGUGAUGGGCCCACCAUUUGUUCCACCACCGAACACGGGUGCAAGUAUAGAUAGUGGUCCUGAAGUUGGAUUCGCUCCCCCACCACCACCACCAGGACCGUGUCCAGGACCAUUCGGCUGUGGCAAUAGCAUACGUAUGAGGUGUAGUGAUGUGGCAACAAUCGACGAAGCGGCUUGUGCGCUGUGCUGUAAACAUGCGAGUCGAUUUGGUGGUUUCAGCAAGGAAAGCAUUCACGGUAUCUUGAUCGAUUCGAAAGCGCUCUCUUGUGACAAUGGCAACAAUUGUGGUGCCAGCCUGAGAAAGAAGCGCUCAAUUGGCCCAGGACCAUGCUGUAACAAUCGGCCACCGCUACCAGGUUGUACAGCUUACUCACUGCCAUGUCCAACCACGAAAUGUAUGUGCUGUGGACCCCGCCGUCCUUUGCUGCCUCCACCACCUCCUCCGCCUCCACCACCAGUAUGGGGACCACCAGCAUGGGGACCACCAGCAUGGGGACCAUCAAUCGGAGAAGGUCCUCCACCACAGCCACAAUACAGCAUUGAUCCAAGCCAAUAUCGCCCACAGUAA
Molecule: messenger RNA, 963 nt
Organism: Anisakis simplex (herring worm)
Lineage: Eukaryota; Metazoa; Nematoda; Chromadorea; Rhabditida; Anisakidae
Source: the annotation of a GenBank genome assembly